UUCUUAGGGGAUUUUAGUUACAUUAGUAAUUUUAGUACACGUGUUUUCAAGUGGUCUGUGCAACAAUUGUCCCCACUCUCCUCUAAUAGACUUCCCGAAAGUUGUCCGAUGAACCACGAGCACUAACGACCUCAAGUCACGGUUUUCCCCCAUUUUCUUCGCGUCUGAAUAAUUGCAUCUUCAUCAUAAAACUACCAGUGUUAACCAACCCGUGCCAACAUGAAAGACAAAUCCAAAGUAAUCGCACCCCGAAAAUACAUCCAAAUGGAAUUGGCUUUAGCUGAAGCAAGCAAAAAGUGCAUUGUUUCGUGUGACAGGGUUGCCAUCCACGGAACUAAACUCAUAGUUGAGAAGAUCAUCCGACGAAUUGUUUCAGCUAUGAAAACGCAGUCUUCCAUUUUUGCCUCCAUGUACGUUAAAAACUUCAAUGGUGGCAGCAUUUACGAAAAAACCAAAAUAGGAAAACCUGACGAGUUCGAUAUUGACAUUUUGUUGAAAAUACCGGAAAUUAUGGGUGCGGUGUUGAAAGAAGGAUACGCCCCCGGAUUCGCACAAAUUCAGCUGACAAAUUUUGGAAAAUUGCCGGACAUAGACGAACAGUGGCAGACAGUAUUCGGGGAAUUUGUGGACCCAGAAAACUACGUUCUAUCGAGUGAAAUGAUGGCGUUUUUUGUUUGGAAAAUUUUUGAAAAAGCUCUCUUGAACGUUUUCCCAGAUUCGGUGAUCAAAAUUCAAGGCAACUGUUACAAGAUCACUAAAAUCGAAUAUAUUGAACCAGCUGUGACUCUAACCAUCGAGGGUUCUAAUUUCUACGUUGACGUUGAUUUAGUUACGUCUUUGGUAUUGGAUGGACGAUUCUGGCCUGGAGGUUCAUGUCGUCAGAACCCUUACAUCACCCCAAACGAAUUUUUUCUCACUCCGACCAGACCUAAAGGGGACUAUGACCACAGAGGGAGGUUCUGGCGGUUGUCUUUCCACAUGCAAGAAAGACAAAUUGUUUUCAAUCGGUAUAAAAUGAAACCAGCGUUCAGGGUGCUCAAAUGGAUACGUGAUUAUUUUGACCACACGGUUCGCAGCUACGCUAUUAAAACGAUAUUUUUGUGGGAAUUGUGUAAAGAUAAUCCAGUUCUGGAUCAGGAUACGCCUGAUUUGUGGAAAGCUCCUCUCAGUUAUAUUGUGGUUCACAUGCUGGAGAAAUAUUUGGAGUGUUUAGCGCAAGCCAACAUUUCCGAUUUUUGGAAUAAAGAUCUGAAUCUUCUGUGUUACCUCUCGGAAGCCGAAAUGGAGGUGUACAAAAGGGACACUGCUGAAGUGCUUGAUCACGUUAAGAAUAAUCCGAAAAAUUUACUCAGAUAUCUAGAGUGAAAUGAUCCCGGGUACUUUUUACACUUAAAACUUAGAUCUGAUAAAUGUAUAUUAAGUAUUUUCUAAUAAAUGAUCUGCUGCUUGUAA
Messenger RNA from Zophobas morio, 1452 nucleotides. RefSeq names its product cyclic GMP-AMP synthase-like receptor. The record is from RefSeq and is a predicted model, not a curated record. NCBI's taxonomy places the organism in Eukaryota, Metazoa, Arthropoda, Insecta, Coleoptera, Tenebrionidae. Bases 220 to 1365 code for a protein of 381 amino acids. The transcript has 7 exons.